UAAAAAAAAAAAAAACAAAAACCAAAAUGUAUUCAAGAAAUUAUGAUAGAAAAAAUUUACCAAAAUCAAGUGGACAUGAAUCAACUUUGUACAAAUCAAUUCAUCCACUUGUUAUUAUUUUUCGUUCAUUUGGAAUUUCACCAUAUGAAUUUAAUGAUAGAAAUAAAUUAGUAUUAUCAUAUAAAAAUAUGAUUUAUACAUUUUUAUUUAUUAUUAUUUAUACACUAUCAAUUUGGAGUGUUUGCAGUAAAUUAACUGGUGUUGAUAGAAAUGGAAAAUCAAUAUUUGGAAAUAUUGAAAUUGUCAAGGUAAAAAAUGCACUUUCAAAUUAUAUCGUUGUUAUGAUUGAUAUUAUCAUGACAUUAUUAACAAUAAAAAAAUUUACAAAAAUAUAUAAUAUGAUACAAAGUUAUGAUGAAAUAAUAAAUUCAAUGGGUUACAUAAAUAAUGAAAAAAAAACUGGUAUUUUGGUGUGGUUGAUAAUAUCAUUUAAUAUUGUAAUUUGGCUGGCAAUUAAUCAAGCUGGAAUGAAUGCAUUUGAUCAAUCAUUUGUUGAUAAUUUGAUUUAUAUGAUUAUCUAUGUUGGUUCAUCAGUAUCUGUUACGAAAUUUAGUCUAAUUGCUUGGGUUUUGAGUACAAGAUUUGCUCAUUUAAAUUUCAUUGCUAAUGAAAAUAUUAUUGAUGGAAUUUUUAUUGAACGGCUUUAUGAUGUUUUGAUGACUUCUGGUGAACAAUUGGAAUUUAUUUAUUCAUGGUCUUUGAUACUUUGGCUUGGUAAUUUGACAUUACACAUUGUCAGUGAUCUUUAUUUUCUCAGUGAUGGAAUACUUGAAGUAAAUAUAUCAUAUUCACUUAUGAGUUGUCUUUUAGCCUGGUUAUCAACAUUUAUUUGGCAAAUUAUUUUACUCAAUUGGGCAUGCCACACUGCAUCUCAUGAGGUCAAUUUAAAUUUUAAAUUUGCUAAUUCUAUUGGAUAUACUCUUUUUAAAUCCAAACAUCGAUGUAAUAAAUCAAUGAAUGUUAAGCAUUAUCUGCAUAUGAUUACUCGUAAAUUGGAUUUUACAGCUGCUGGAUGUUUUGUUGUUAAUUUAUCACUACUGAGCAUAAAUUCUGAUGAUGAAUCUUUUUACAAAUCAAUUCAACCAAUUCUCGUUAUUGCACAAGUAUUCGGUAUACUUCCUGUAUCAAAUGUGCUUUAUAAAAAUCCAGUUAGAACCUUGACAAUAAUACCUGAAAAUUUAACUGAUGUACUAUCAACACAAAUUACAUUUGCAAUAUUUUAUACAAAUGGAUUGUGUUGUAUUUUAUUUUUUUACUGGCUAUCACCAAAGUGGAUAAUACUUCAACAAAAUUGGAAUACAAUGGAAAAACAACUAGACAAUUUUGAUGGAGUUAAAACUCGACUCAAAUGGAAAUUAUCAACAAUAUCUUUGACUGUCAUGUUUUUAGCAAUUGUUGAACACAUUUUGUGGUUUUGUGUUAAGGUAUCUAAAACUACCAUAGUUGAACAUUUUAGAAUACUCGGAAGAGAUUUUAUUCUUGCCUGGAAUUCUGAAACAAUAAUACUGGAAAGUUUAAGCAUUUGUUUUACAGUGGGUAUUUGUUUAAAUAUUAAUAAUAUUAUUACAACAUUUGCUUGGAAUUUUGCAGAUGUAUUUAUCAUAUUGGUCUCAAUUGGUCUUGCAGAAAAAUACAAAAGUCUUAAUGAAAAUGUUAUAAAAUUAGUGACAUCCAAUAAAGCAUAUACAGUUAAUUGGAUUAAAUUUAGAAAAAAAUAUACAUUAUUGAGAAAUCUCGUGAUACAAACAGACGAUGUCAUAUCACCUCUGGUACUUUUAUCAUUUACUAAUAAUUUAUAUUUCAUUUGUCUUCAAUUAUUUAAUGGACUCAGAAUAAAACGUAAUGAUGCUUUGGAGAAGAUUUAUUAUUUUGCAUCAUUUGGAUUUUUGGUUUGUAGAAUUUGUUGUGUAACACUAUUUGCAUCAAGAAUACCAGAGCAAUGUAAAAAUUCAUUGACUGCAAUUUAUUCAUCUCCAACAUCGUAUUUUACGAUUGAAGUAUCAAAAAGUUUUAUGGAAUUUAUUUUUAUUGUUAUACAUGGCUAA
Molecule: messenger RNA, 2105 nt
Organism: Aphidius gifuensis
Lineage: Eukaryota; Metazoa; Arthropoda; Insecta; Hymenoptera; Braconidae
Exons: 11
Coding region: 27-2105 (692 amino acids)
Biological process (GO): detection of chemical stimulus involved in sensory perception of taste; sensory perception of taste
Cellular component (GO): membrane
Molecular function (GO): taste receptor activity
Source: RefSeq, a predicted model, not a curated record